UAUUUGAUUGAUCGGUGGAUUAGCCGCUAUUAAUUUAAUAUCCAUUAAAAAUCUCCUAAUUUAGUAAAAUGGACCUUGAAGAGGUGUUUAUAGUUAAAAAUAACCCAGGACAAGGUUGUAAAUAAGUUGUUUGUUGUGGUUUUGCGGUGUGUUUAUUUGUUAUAAAAAGGUAUUUCAAUAAAUAAACAAUGUUACAUUCAGUCUCACCUUUAUUUAGGAAUUUUCAGUAUUUAACUGUUAGUUUCAGAAGUAUUCCAAAUCUAUUUCGCUACAAAAUGAGCUCGUCAGACGAUUACGUUGAAGACGUAGUUUGUAAAGUAAGUGAUUUAGAAGAAAACAAACUGAAAACAUUUCAGUUACAAGAUGAAGGUGAAGUGUUGCUUGUAAAACAAAAUAACAUUAUAAGUGCUUUAGGUUCUAAAUGUACCCAUUACGGAGCUCCGCUUGUAAAUGGAGCUAUUGGUAAUGGAAGAGUUAGGUGUCCAUGGCAUGGAGCUUGCUUUAAUUUAUCAAAUGGAGACAUUGAAGAAUAUCCAGGUCUUGAUUCACUCCCUUACUAUAAAGUAACUAUUGAAGGCGAUAAUGUUAAAGUCAGGGCUAAAAAAGAUGAUUUACUCACUAAUAAAAGGAUAAAACACAUGGUAGGGAAAUGUCAGUUUGAUAAAAGUUCUAUUGUCAUCGUUGGUGGCGGUCCAGCUGCUGCUACUUGUGCGGAAACUCUUAGACAAGAAGAUUAUGAAGGAGAUAUCACUAUGAUAUGUAAAGAAAAUUAUCUGCCUUAUGACAGAGUGAGACUCAGCAAACAAAUCGGUUUAAAUAUAGAUACGGCUUUGCUUAGAAACGAAGAUUUCUAUCAAAAAUAUAAUAUAAACGUAGUAAAAGGUAUAGAUGCCACCUCUGUUGACACUGUUAAUAAAACAGUAACUUUAAGAAACAAUUCCUGUCUUGGUUACAAUAAAUUAUUCAUCGCAACUGGUAAUAAAGCUAGAAGACCCUGUAUUCCUGGAGCUCAUUUAGAAAACGUUCUCGUUUUACGAAGCUAUGAGGAUUCGAAAUUAGCUAAAUCCUCGUUAUCCACAGAAAAAGAAAUGGUAAUAAUAGGUAGCAGCUUCAUAGCCAUGGAAGUUGCCGAUUAUUGUAAAGAUAAAGUGAAAAAAUUAACGGUUAUAAUGAGAGAUGAAGUACCUUUUAAACCGGUUCUUGGACCGAGAAUAGGAGAAGCAAUUUUGAAUUUGUUCAAAAAGAACGGAAUCAAUUUUAUUGCUAAAAUGGGAGUAGAUGCAAUAAACGGCAAAGAUAAGGUCGAAAGUGUUAAAUUACAUGAUGGUACGAUAAUGCCUGCUGAUUUGGUACUAUUGGGAACGGGCAGUAACACAGAUACUGCCUUUUUGAAAAAUUCCGGUAUACAGUUACAAGAAAACGGUACUAUUGAAACUGACGAAUACCUGCAGAGUAAUGUUCAAGAUGUUUAUAUUGGAGGUGAUAUUGCUUUAGCUCCUGUAUGGAGCAGUGGUAAUAAAAAAGCGGCGAUAGGACAUUUCGGUUUGGCGCAUUAUCACGGGAAAAUAGCCGCGUUGAAUAUGGCCGGAAAAAGAACGAAAUUGAAAACGGUGCCGUACUUUUGGACUAAAUUGGGCCCGUUAAGUAUAAGAUACUGCGGACAUGGAACUUUCGACGAUAUCAUAUACACUGGAAAUGUUGAGGAAUUGAAAUUUGUAGCGUUUUAUUUGAAAGACGACGUCGUCGUAGCUAUUAGUUCUUGUGGAAUGGAUCCGUACGUUUCGCAAUUCGCCGAACUUUUAGCAAAAGGAAGAAGAUUACAUAGAAGCGAUUUGCGCGGUGAUGAUCCGUUGAAAUGGGCUAAAUAAUAAAUCAUCGUUUAUCUACUUCUUCGUAGUACAACUAGGACGACAAAAAUCUCGAAAUUUUUUUCUAUUUAAUUAUAUAACUAAAAGAUCUGUUCAGUAAUUGAAGGUUCACUACUUUUGAAAAUAACUGUAUCUUCAUAAAUCCAUGUACUAAUCACUUAUUUACACGUUUUUUAGUUAAUUUUCUGCAUUUAAAAACAUUUUUUGUUAUUUAAAUAAUUUUUUUAUGAAUUUUAACUAUUUUUAUAUUAUAUAUUAACCCUCGUCAUUUUUUUCCCAAAAAAUAUUUCCCCCGUGUAUACUUGCAUUUAUUCAACGAGAUUCUAUCAUUUGUUAAAUUACGCAGUUUAAAUAGAAACAUAUUAAAAAAAUUAUAGAAAA
This is a messenger RNA of Diorhabda sublineata, 2249 nucleotides long. RefSeq names its product apoptosis-inducing factor 3-like. Gene Ontology annotation, molecular function: flavin adenine dinucleotide binding; oxidoreductase activity, acting on NAD(P)H; 2 iron, 2 sulfur cluster binding. The transcript is spliced from 7 exons. NCBI's taxonomy places the organism in Eukaryota, Metazoa, Arthropoda, Insecta, Coleoptera, Chrysomelidae. Gene Ontology annotation, cellular component: cytoplasm. The record is from RefSeq and is a predicted model, not a curated record. The coding region runs from base 189 to 1868 and encodes 559 amino acids.